Messenger RNA from Postia placenta MAD-698-R-SB12, 594 nucleotides. RefSeq lists its product as hypothetical. The record is from RefSeq and is a predicted model, not a curated record. The coding region runs from base 1 to 594 and encodes 197 amino acids. NCBI's taxonomy places the organism in Eukaryota, Fungi, Basidiomycota, Agaricomycetes, Polyporales, Adustoporiaceae. The transcript is spliced from 2 exons.
AUGCCAAUGCAGUGCUUCAGAAUCCGCGACUGCACCAUCCCGCUGGCGUUGCCCCUGAUAGCAACGUUGGCGCCGGGUACGGAUCUGGCCGACACGAUAACCAUACACACGCGCUAUACCUCGGGCUAUGAGAAGACCUGCAAGGACGUGACUCCGAUCCGCGCCAACUCCAAACCCAACUUGGUGAUCCCAUGGUGUACUAGUUGGCGUCGUCCGCUAGUCAUCGGAGUAAGAACCGUCAAAGCAUGGCGCUCUCUGAAGACAGCAGAAACUCGCGGAAAACAUUGGCACGAGUUGGCCUACCCAAAUAGAGUGAUUGGCGAGAGAUGCACAAGGGGCAUUGGCGGAAGCGUGUACGUCAAGAGAAGGCAUGACGAAGAUAGGAUUCAGCAGCUGAUGCUUCCUCGGAUCGGCUCAAACGGGUGCGCCGCGCUCGAGUCCAGGCAGGCAACCGGGCAGCCGUCAUCAAGACAGACUCGGGCGCGGCAUGACGAAUGCGGCGAUCCGCCGAAAAGGAAAUCGAUUAGAGUAAUGACCAGAUCAUCACAGGACUGCGUUGAUGUCAUGGUGAUCACCGAAUGUGCUACAAAAUAA